UCGAACGUGUGCGCGCGCGUGUGGGGGCGAGUGACUCUUGUAUAAAACCUCUCCCUGAGGGCACAGAGACACGGAGUAGAGUGAGUGCGUUCCUCUUUACUUUUCCUUGAAGACAUCUGUGUAACAAGAGGAAACCUCUCCAGCUCGGACGAUGAUGUUUCCCUGCAGCGCUCUGCCGCCUCACUUUUACCCGGGCUUGCUGCGUCCUCCUGCGGCUCUCUGCUCUCCCCCGACCCGGUCACUGCCCUCGGGCUUCCUGGGAGAAGAUCUCCUCCGACUGCACCAGCCUGUCAGCCAUAUACACGGAACUUUCUCCGCCAGAGGUCCCGGGGACCUCCUUCCUCUCAGUCCGCGGCCGGGCGCGUCUCCCCGUGCGUUAAUCCAGAGCUUUCAGGCCAAGUGCUUCCCUUUGCCUUUCUUUGAUGGAGGCCUCUAUCCCUUCAUCAGAGCUGCCUAUUUCACAGCCCCCUCAGUGGUUCCUGUCCCGGGAACCUUUUCAUGGCCCCUGGCCCCCAGAGGGAAGCCCCGCAGAGGCAUGCUGCGGCGGGCUGUAUUCUCCGACCUCCAGAGGAAGGCCCUGGAGAGAACGUUCCAGAGGCAGAAAUACAUCAGCAAACCAGACAGGAAGAAACUUGCCAGUAAACUGGGACUGAAAGACUCCCAGGUGAAGAUCUGGUUUCAGAAUCGCAGGAUGAAAUGGAGAAACUCCAAGGAGAGGGAGCUGCUGCUGACGGGCGGCUGUCGCCAGCAGACCCUCCCCACCAAAACCAACCCCCACCCAGACCUCACUGAUGUCAGCAGCACCUACUGCCACAGACUGGACAGGACUGCACCCACCAGCCGAACACAGCUGGCCAGCCAGAAGUCACAUCUUCAACACCAGCAGCAUCAUCGCAAUCCUUUCUCUCCAUCAGAGUCCAGCAAACACUCAGAGCUCUCCGAGUCCGAUGGUGAAGAAAUCACAGUUUCAUAAGAGCUUGACAGAAGAGUCAUGACAUGGUGAAAAAAAUAAAUUUAUAGAAGAAGCUAGUGGAUGGAAGCAAAUGUCAGAUCUGCUCUGUACAUACCUGUUCAGCUCCCCCGCCAUAUUUCUGU
Monopterus albus (swamp eel) is the source of this 1095-nucleotide messenger RNA. RefSeq names its product homeobox protein DBX1-B-like. The coding region runs from base 152 to 973 and encodes 273 amino acids. Gene Ontology annotation, biological process: cell differentiation in spinal cord; regulation of transcription by RNA polymerase II. The record is from RefSeq and is a predicted model, not a curated record. The transcript is spliced from 4 exons. Lineage: Eukaryota; Metazoa; Chordata; Actinopteri; Synbranchiformes; Synbranchidae. Gene Ontology annotation, molecular function: DNA-binding transcription factor activity, RNA polymerase II-specific; DNA binding.